This is a messenger RNA of Fulmarus glacialis (Northern fulmar), 1893 nucleotides long. RefSeq names its product deleted in malignant brain tumors 1 protein-like. The record is from RefSeq and is a predicted model, not a curated record. Gene Ontology annotation, cellular component: membrane. Lineage: Eukaryota; Metazoa; Chordata; Aves; Procellariiformes; Procellariidae.
AUGAACGGUUCGAGCAACUGCUCUGGGAGAGUCGAGGUGUUUCAUGAGCAGCAGUGGGGGACCGUCUGUGACGACAGCUGGGAUUUAACAGAUGCUCAAGUGGUGUGCAGGCAGCUGGGCUGUGGGACAGCAGUCUCAGCCCCUGGCUCUGCUCAGUUUGGACAAGGAACUGGUCAAAUUUGGCUGGAUGAUGUGAACUGUGCAGGGGCUGAAACUAUCCUCACCGAGUGCCGGGCACGGCCUUGGGGAGACCACAACUGUAACCACGGAGAGGAUGCUGGUGUGGAGUGCUCAGGUGUUGCGGAACCAGCUCCUGUCCGGCUCGUGAACGGUCCAAAUCGUUGUGCUGGGAGAGUCGAGGUGUUUCAUGAGCAGCAGUGGGGAACCGUGUGUGAUGACGGCUGGGACACAGCUGAAGCCAGUGUUGUGUGCAGGCAGCUGGGCUGCGGGGCAGCGCUGUCAGCCCCGGGUUCAGCUCAUUUUGGGCAAGGUUCUGACCCCAUCUGGCUGGACGAUGUGAAUUGCUUAGGGAAUGAAGCUGCCCUCUCUGAGUGUAGGGCCCAGUCUUGGGGGUCCCAUAACUGCAAGCAUGGAGAAGAUGCUGGUGUGGUGUGCUCAGCUCCACUGCGGUUAAUGAAUGGACCAAAUCGCUGCAGUGGAAGAGUUGAAGUUUUUUAUGGCCAGCAGUGGGGAAUGGUAUGUGAUGACAGUUGGGAUAUGAGCGAUGCUGAAGUUGUUUGCCGACAGCUGGGCUGUGGGAGAGCGCUAUCUGCUCCAAGCUCUGCUUAUUUUGGAGAAGGAUCUGGUCCUAUCUGGUUGGAUGAUGUGAACUGCACAGGGACUGAAACUGCCCUCUCCAAAUGUGAGACCACUCUAUGGGGAGUCCAUAACUGUAGGCAUGGAGAAGAUGCUGGUGUUGUGUGCUUGGGUGUUCCAGAACCAGCCCCGAUCCGACUGGUGAGCGGUUUGAAUUUCUGCUCUGGGAGAGUCGAGGUGUUUCAUGAGCAGCAGUGGGGGACCGUCUGUGACGACAGCUGGGAUUUAACAGAUGCUCACGUGGUGUGCAGGCAGCUGGGCUGUGGGGCAGCAGUCGCCGCACCUGGCUCUGCUCGGUUUGGACAAGGAACCAGCCAAAUUUGGCUGGAUGAUGUGAACUGUGCAGGGGCUGAAGCUGCUCUCUCUGAUUGCCGGGCACGGUCUUGGGGAGACCACAACUGUAACCAUGGAGAAGAUGCCGGUGUGGUCUGCUCAGGUGUUGCGGAACCAGCUCCUGUCCGGCUCGUGAACGGUCCAAAUCGUUGCGCUGGGAGAGUCGAGGUGUUUCAUGAGCAGCAGUGGGGAACCGUGUGUGAUGACGGCUGGGACACAGCUGAAGCCAGUGUUGUGUGCAGGCAGCUGGGCUGCGGGGCAGCGCUGUCAGCCCCGGGGUUCGCUCCUUUGGCACCCAUCUGGCUGGACGAUGUGAAUUGCUUAGGGAAUGAAGCUGCCCUCUCUGAGUGUAGGGCCCAGUCUUGGGGGUCCCAUAACUGCAAGCAUGGAGAAGAUGCUGGGUUGGUGUGCUCAGGUACUCCAGAAGUGCCUCCUCUCCGGCUGGUGAAUGGCCCCACUCGUUGUGCCGGGAGAGUUGAGGUACUUCAUAGCCAGCAGUGGGGGACGAUCUGUGACGACAGCUGGGACUUGAGCGAUGCUGCAGUAGUGUGCCAGCAGCUGGGCUGUGGGACCGCCAUGUCUGCCCCAGGUUCAGCUUAUUUUGGGCAAGGUUUUGGCCGUAUCUGGUUGGAUGAUGUGAAAUGCUCCGGUAGAGAAUCAGCCCUCUCCGACUGUGCAGCGAGGCCUUGGGGAGUCCAUAACUGUAAUCACGGAGAAGAUGCAGGCAUCGUAUGCUCAGUCUAA